Sabethes cyaneus is the source of this 3038-nucleotide messenger RNA. RefSeq names its product zinc finger protein 729-like. The record is from RefSeq and is a predicted model, not a curated record. Gene Ontology annotation, biological process: regulation of transcription by RNA polymerase II. Gene Ontology annotation, molecular function: DNA-binding transcription factor activity; RNA polymerase II cis-regulatory region sequence-specific DNA binding. The coding region runs from base 48 to 2987 and encodes 979 amino acids. The transcript has a single exon. Lineage: Eukaryota; Metazoa; Arthropoda; Insecta; Diptera; Culicidae.
CAUAUGCUUGUGACAUAUGUGGACGCGGAUUCACCCGACUGUUCUCUAUGAACCGGCACCGUGCGGUUCAUACCGGCCAGCUGCCGUUCAAAUGUGACAUUUGCGGUAGACAAUUUCAGGCUCAAUAUUCAUUGAGGGUCCAUUUGGUGCGUUAUGAAGGUAUGAAAGUGUUCGAGUGUGAGCUUUGUCACGUAAAAUUCCACGCUCUUUUGCCGUACAAACGGCACGUGAAAUCGCACCAGGCUGAACCACCACCACCGGUGGAGGGAAGCGAGGAAAAUGUUGAUAUCCUCAAGUGUGAAACUUGCGAUAGACCGUUUGUCGGCGAAGAUUCGCUCAACAAGCACAUCCGCCGAGCGCAUAAUUCGCGCGAAAAGCCCUAUAAGUGUGACAUAUGCGGGAGCACGUUCGGUAGAUUAUUUUCCAUGCAACGGCACCGGAUGCAUCAUACCGAAGAUGAACCGUACAAGUGUGAAAUUUGUGAUAAGAAGUUUGAUGCGAGAUACAAGUAUGACUACCAUAUGCUGGAUCAUGCUAACAUGAAAGUGUUCAAGUGUGAGCCAUGCGGCGAGGAAUUCCCGGCUGCUCACCAGUACAGAAAGCACAUUCGAUGGCACGAAACUAAGCAUUCCGCUGAGCAGACUCAGCUCAAAGACAGACGUUUCAAGUGCAGGCUUUGCGAUGAAACCUUUAGCAAUUCGUACUCGCGCAAAAAGCACAUCCACGAUUCGCACCCAUCCGAGUCUUUUACUCACGAGAAGAUCCACUACUGUGACAUCUGCGGUAAAUCUUUUACUAGAUUAUAUUCUAUGCAGAGACACCGUAGGCUUCAUUCCAGAGAUCCCAUCCGACCGUAUAACUGUGAUGUCUGCAACAGACGGUUUGAUACCGAAGAUAGUUUGAAAUUACACUCGCAAAGUCACGGUAAGCAACUGUUCAAGUGUGACCUCUGCGAUGAGGAAUUCCACGCUGCUUACCGGUACAAGAAGCACAUGCUGUGCCACGAAAAUGGUCUACCGCCGACAGAGGUCAACGACAGAAUUUUCAAGUGCAGGUUUUGUGAUGAAUUGCUUAGCAGUGCAGCCUUGCGCAAACAGCACGUUCACGAUGCGCACCCAACCGAGAGUGUUACUCGCGAGAAGUUGCAAGAGUGUGACAUUUGUGGUAGAUCUUUCACUAGACUGUCUUCCAUGCAGAGACACCGCGAGCUUCACCUACCCCGACUGUAUAAAUGUGACCAAUGUGACAAGAGGUUUGAUACCGAAGAUAGCUUGAAACAUCACUCGCAAAGUCAUCCCGAGAAAGUGUUCAAAUGUGACAUCUGCGAGGAGGAACUUCCCACUCCUGAGCAGUGCAGACUGCACAUUCAAUCGCACAAAGUUAAACCACCAAGAAGUGGGCAGGAGGGCGGCGAGAACAAACUUUUUAAAUGCUGGUUUUGUGACGAAGAGUUGAGGAGUGCAUACCAGCGUAGACGGCACAUCCGGAAAGUGCACUUCGCCGAGUGUGCUGCUCAGGAGAAGAUGUACAUGUGUGACAUUUGCGGCAAGUCUUUGUCUACAAUGUUUUCGAUGCAGAGACACCGCGAGAAGCAUACCAGAGAUCAACCCUCGGAACAAGCACCGGUGGAGUCUGCAGCAACCGACGGGACCAGGCACAAAUGUGAUACUUGCGGGAGCACCUACAGUAAAUUGCAUUCUCUGCAGAGACACCAAAUAAUUCAUACCGGCGAACUACCGUAUGAAUGUGAUGUUUGCGGCAAGAAGUUUGAUGCCAAAUAUAAAUUAAAGUACCAUAGGCUGCUGCAUCCUGAAGUGAACCGAUUGAAGUGUAGUCUCUGUGACCAAGAGUUCUUCGAUGGGCGCCUUUAUAAGCGACACAUUCAAGCGCAUAAAACCGGAAUGCCACUUAUAGAACGAUCGGAGGACGGACUGUUCAGGUGCGACAUUUGCGGUUGCAAUUUUGGUACAAGUUUUGCUGCGAGGAGACAUCGUUUGAUUCACACAGGGGAGCUGAAGUACAAGUGUGACAUUUGUGAAAAGAAAUUUUUCGCUAAAUGCGAUCUGAAAUACCACAUGCGGCGUCAUCCAAGCAUGAAACAAUACAAGUGUCAUCUCUGCAACGAAGAAAUCUAUGGCGCCUACCUGUACAAGCAUCACAUUCGAUCGCACGAUAAAGGACAGCUGGUAAAGGACGAUAGCGGACUGUACAAGUGCAACAUUUGCGGUAGCGAUUUCACUACACUGUACUCCGUGAGGAGACAUCGCAUGAUCCACACCGGCGAGAAACCGCACAAGUGUGAAAUUUGCGACAAGAAAUUUAUUGCUAAAUACGAACUUACCUACCACAUGCACCGUCAUUCUAAUGCCAAACCGUUCAAAUGCCAUCUCUGCGACAAGCAGUUCAGAACCUCCUACCGCCACAAGUGGCACCUUCGAACACACGAAAACGGCCUUCCGGUUCACAAGUGCACUAUUUGUGACGAAAAGUUCCACUCGGUCUAUAUGCAAAGACGGCACAUCCGAUCGCAUUCGAAUUUGGCGAAGCCGUCCGUGAGCAGAAAGAAACAGGAGCACCCGUGCGAUAUUUGUGGUAGCUCUUUCACUACGCAGUUUUCUUUGCAGAGGCAUCGCGUUAGGCAUACCGGAUGCCUACAGUACCAAUGUGAUAUCUGUGGUGAUUCUUUCAACGCCAAAUACGAACUUAGGCUGCACUGGCAAUCGCAUUCCGACCAAAGCUUUUUCUGGUGUACUUUCUGUGAUAGGCGCUUCAAAACUCCCCAAAAGCUUCGGUGGCACAUUCGAUCGUCGCACGCUGAGCAACUAUCGGUUACGCGUAGCGGGGAAAGCAAGCGGUCGGCAUGCGACGUGUGCGGGAAAAUAUUCUGCUCGGCGUUUUCUAUGAGAAGACACCGGAUGAUGCAUGUGCUUCGUGAUGACGGUGCUAAGAGUGAGGAUAUUCCUGCGAGUGUUGGGGGAGCACAGUAAAAGGUCAUAGUAGAACCUCGUGUAUAUUAGGUUCAACAUCACAUAAUCCAA